This is a messenger RNA of Talpa occidentalis (Iberian mole), 3213 nucleotides long. RefSeq names its product derlin 3 (gene DERL3). NCBI's taxonomy places the organism in Eukaryota, Metazoa, Chordata, Mammalia, Eulipotyphla, Talpidae. The transcript is spliced from 7 exons. Gene Ontology annotation, molecular function: ubiquitin-specific protease binding; misfolded protein binding. The record is from RefSeq and is a predicted model, not a curated record. Gene Ontology annotation, cellular component: endoplasmic reticulum membrane; Hrd1p ubiquitin ligase ERAD-L complex. Bases 112 to 807 code for a protein of 231 amino acids. Gene Ontology annotation, biological process: endoplasmic reticulum unfolded protein response.
GCCCCGCCCACCCCGCGUGCCUCCGACGCGGAUUGGCAGAGGGAGCGAGGCGGGACUUGGAGAGAUUAAAGACCACGCCGCGGGUCUGGCCCCGGGGGCAGAGACGGCUCCAUGGCGUGGAGGGGACUGGCUGCCGAGUUCCUGCAGGUGCCGGCGGUGACACGGGCCUACACCGCGGCCUGCGUCCUUACCACCGCCGCAGUGCAGCUGGAGCUUCUCAGCCCCUUCCAGCUCUACUUCAACCCGCACCUCGUGUUCCGGAAGUUCCAGGUCUGGAGGCUCGUCACCAACUUCCUCUUUUUCGGGCCUCUGGGAUUCAGCUUCUUCUUCAACAUGCUUUUCGUGUUCCGAUACUGCCGCAUGCUGGAGGAGGGUUCCUUCCGCGGCCGCACGGCCGACUUCGUCUUCAUGUUUCUCUUCGGAGGCAUCCUUAUGACCCUCCUGGGACUCCUGGGUAGCCUGUUCUUCCUAGGUCAGGCCCUCACAGCCAUGCUGGUGUAUGUAUGGAGUCGCCGCAGCCCUCAGGUGAGGGUCAACCUCUUCGGCCUCCUCACUCUUCAGGCGCCAUUCCUGCCCUGGGCACUCAUGGGCUUCUCACUGCUGCUGGGCAACUCCAUCCUCGUGGACCUGCUGGGGAUUGCUGUGGGCCAUAUCUACUACUUCCUGGAGGAUGUCUUCCCCAACCAGCCUGGAGGCAAGAGGCUGCUGCUGACCCCUGGUUUCCUGAAGCUGCUACUGGAUACCCCAGACGAAGAUACCAAUUAUCUGCCCCUCCCUGAGGAGCAGCCAGAAACCCUGCCACAAUGACCCUACCUAGGGUCAGGGCAAGGCCACAAAGCAUGUUUUCUUGGCAGACCUCCAUCCCACGCCUAACCCCUUCUUGCAGCAGAGCAUCCUCUUCUGGAGGCUGGGCCUGUACCCAACACUCACCCAAAUAAACAAAAUGAUCUGCAGUCUCCACGCAUGGCACUGGUUUCCCCUGUCUCAGCUGGCACAUCAUGCCAAGCUGGGCAGGCACUUUAGGCCACCAAAUCCGGUUGGGCCCUGCCUACCCUCUGCUCUUGGAUUGGGGCUGGUACAGGGCAGUUUUACUCCUGCCAAAUGGGGCCUGCCCUCUCAGGCCAAUUGUAGGAGAUAGAAUGAGAAGCUCAGAACAUUAAGAACCUGCCUGUGGUUGCCCAGCAGAUGCAGAUGACCUCACAGAGGCACAUUUGGGAUUUUUAUCCCAGCCUGGUCAGUGCCUUGGUGGAGCCCUUGACAAAUCCCUCCCAGUACCCAGAUGGGCCUCUGCUCCUGCCAGUCAGCAUGGAGGAUAGACAGAUCUGCAUAGCAAAGUCUGGGACUAGUCUGUCCCCAUUUGCCAGAAGCCCAUUCUGGGGGCUUCUGCCUGUGGUGCCUUUAGGCUGAUGUCUCAGUUGCUCCCUUCCUGUCCCUUACCAGUAACAAGUGGUUCUUUGCCCAUUUUCCUGCUGGGCAGCUAACAGACUUGGGGAAGGUCCCUGGGGUCAGGUGCAAAGGAAGGUCAGGACCAGUCCUCUGCCCUUUCUGUGACUCCAAAGCCUUGAGUUUUCAUCUUAGCAGGGGCAGCAGCUAUCUCUCAAGUUCUGGCCCUGCCAUUUUUUGCUGAGGACCACGGAAACUUUAUAUAAUCCUGCAGCUCACUUUUCUCUUCUGUAAAGUGGGCAUCUGAAGACCUGGACAGCUAUUUGUGUUGCCCUAGACUAACAUUAUGGUGUAUUUCUGGAUGAACAUAGUAUGGGAACUCCUCCAGACAUAAGCUGUCAUGUUCAUGGAUGCCAAAAAAUUCACCAGUCUGACCUUAAUCUUGUAGUGAAACCUUGUAGAGCUCUGCAGUGGUGUGGGCUGGCAGUGCUCAGAUGAAGGCUCUUUCCUAGGCCUCUCCUGUGUAGGUAGGCCAGCCUGCCCAGUGGACUUCAGGCAAACAGGAUUCAUUUCAUCAGACCAGUUGUGAGGGCACAGGACUGUAUUGCACACAAACUGAACACCUUAACAAUGGAGCCCACUGGUUUCUAAGGUUGCCAGUUGUCCCCUCGAUAUGGGGCUCAGGUUGGGAGCCAGAUGCCACAGGUUCCCUCUCAGGCCCUCAGGGAAUAGAGCUGCCCUGACAUCCAAAGGUGCCAGGGGACUGGGCCCACUCUCUUCAGUUAAGACUGCAGCUGUGUGCCCAGACCACUAAGCAGUGCUUGGCUUAAGUAGGAGACUUACACAUGCCAUCCUCAUGGACCCCAGAUCCCUUCUGUGGUAUGGAUACUUCCACCUUAGAGACAAGGAUGCAGCAAGCUGAUCAGAGGCAGAGCUGGGAAGAGACCCAGAGCCGUGCCUCCUUUCCUACCUACCAACUCACCCCACAGACCCAACACUGGGCCGUGCAUGGCUGAACUGCUGGAUAUGCUUAUUCCUCACAAGUGCCCAGAAGGGAAGAGCCAGCCCAGGCCCCAGCACUAGCCAGGGAUGGGACUGCACCCCAGCUGCCUACUUUGAGUGUGCUGUUGGGAGGUAUAGUGAGUGGUGCAUACCUGCUAGAGCUGGACCAGCCAGCACAGGUCCACAGGGACCCUGGCCGGAUAUGUUCCCUACAGUGCCUACAUGGGACAGGCCUCUGCAAGGGACUGACUGGACACAGCAGAACCCAGGGAUAGUGGGAGCGUCUGUUAUUACUUCAAAGCAAAGGGUCUGGAGAUAAGGGCUGUCACUGAAAGAGCAAGUUGACCCCCUGCCCGAGGAGACUCCUGACCACAUUUCUCAUUUCCCCCUCUACAAGGAUGAGCCAAGCAUGGAUCUUGGUGGGAAAAUGGAGGACUAAAGGAAAAGUAAGGAUUAUGCUCAGACUCAGGAGCCUGGGAGGGGUGAGGGUGACUAAGUAGAGUCCUGGGUCCCAACCAUCCCCCCACCUGUCCACCUGAACUCGAGAAGUGCAAGAGGCCUAGCACACCAGCCUUGGCCACAGAUCACUCAGCUAGGGGGGAUCUUGUUCUCUCCCAUUCUUAUUCUUACAUUACCACUUUGAAGAAAUGGAACAGGACCUGCUCCUUUUAUUUAAAAAGUGUUGCUAGCCCUGUCUGGGGCUCCUUUAAAAAAACAAAACACAACCCCAGACAAGGCCUCUUCCCAACCAGAGACUGGGGUGCUGGGGACCAGAGCUCAGCAAAUGGAAUGUGUGCCUGGAGGGAGGGUCACCUGGAAGGCUCCCUG